This is a messenger RNA of Mugil cephalus (flathead mullet), 4218 nucleotides long. Its product is annotated as protocadherin gamma-A1-like. Bases 638 to 3034 code for a protein of 798 amino acids. Gene Ontology annotation, biological process: homophilic cell-cell adhesion. The record is from RefSeq and is a predicted model, not a curated record. Gene Ontology annotation, cellular component: plasma membrane. Gene Ontology annotation, molecular function: calcium ion binding. NCBI's taxonomy places the organism in Eukaryota, Metazoa, Chordata, Actinopteri, Mugiliformes, Mugilidae. The transcript has a single exon.
CAAAUAGGAUUAAUUUCUAUUGAAAAGUACUUUUAUUAGAUAUGAGACAGAUACUCUUGUUUUAAGUAGUAAUUCAGGCGGCAUUUCAGCACUUGGGACAGCGGCAAAUACGACACACAUCCACACUGAUAUUCUCGUUCUAUUCUAUUUUUUCCCCCUUUAUCUAUCUAGUUUCUUUAGUUUUCUCUUUUUAAUUCAUCUGACCAAAUAUCUAUCAAGGUAAUUUCAAAUCGUAAUUUUAAUAGUGUGCGUGAUGUGUAAUUUUCAUAUUAUUUUCGGCAAUAUUGACAGCCUAUUUGUAUUCCCAUUGCUUUUCUUAAUUGUUUUCUAUGUACUUCCACGAUUUCAACUCUUAGGGCCGCUGUUGCCCAGUGUGAAAGUUUGAAUUGCUCUCGUAACACAUCCUCCCAGUCGUCACCCUUUGCUGUUAUUGAGGCACAGUCUCAGACGAAGAACGCACGUUUCAGAGAUCAGAUAAUUGUACUGGACAAUUACCGACGAGAUUCCUUUAUUGAUGUGGAGUUUCAUAUAUGUUUUUUUUUUUUCCUUCGGCUUCAUUUUACAUUUGACGGAAUAUUGCCCGUAAAACGGAUUAAAAAACCGUAGCGCUGGCUUGUCAGCGGUGUCGGACAGAACAAUGAAACGGCAAGUACUGGUCAUCUCCAUCUUCUGCCUCAGUUAUGUUAUCGGGCAGGUUACCUACUCAAUUCCGGAAGAAAUGGUACGGGGCUCUUUGGUCGGCAACAUAGUGCAAGAUUUAGGUUUAGAUGUCAAGCGACUUAAGUCUGGGAAAGCUCGUAUUUACACGGGAGACAGUGUUCAGUAUAUGGAGCUGAACAGAGAAAGGGGAGUCCUGCUCAUUAAAGAAAAAAUAGACCGCGAAGCCCUCUGCAGACAGACAACGCCUUGUGCUUUACAUUUCCAAAUCACGCUAGAAAGUCCGUUAGAAUUAUUCCCAGUUACAGUUGAAAUUACCGACAUCAAUGAUAAUGCUCCAGUAUUCCUAAAGGAGGAGAGGGUGUUUGAAAUAAGCGAGUCCGCGGUCAUCGGCUCCAAAUUCAUGCUCGAGAAAGCCAUUGACCCUGACAUCGGACAGAAUGGCCUCCAGAGAUACACUCUCAAACCGAGUGACAAUUUUAUGCUUAAAUUGCACACUCAGUCUGACGGAAGCAAGAAAGUAGAAAUGAUUUUACAGAAGCCUUUGGACCGAGAAAAACAAGAUCAUAUUUCUUUAAUUUUGACUGCCGAGGAUGGGGGCGAACCGCAAAUGACAGGAACAAUGCGGAUUCACGUUACUGUUUUAGAUGCAAACGACAAUGCGCCUGUUUUUAGUAAAGCGAUUUACAGAGCAAGCAUUACAGAAAACUCUUUAAAGGGAACACUUGUAACGAAAGUCACUGCUUCUGAUGCAGACAAAGGCUCAAAUGGAGAAGUGACAUAUGUCAUUGGAAAUAGCAUGGAUUCUGUUUCGAAAUUAUUUCACAUUAAUAGUGAAGGUGGUGUGAUAUUAGAUGGCCCAAUGGACUAUGAAAAGGAAAGAAUAUAUAGCCUCGACAUAGAAGCAAUCGAUCAAGGGGGUCUUUCUGACUCCAGUAAGAUAAUAAUUGAUGUUACUGACGUGAACGACAAUAGCCCAAUUGUAAAUAUGAUAUCAGCAUCAGGUUCGGUGCCAGAAGAUUCAGCCCAGAAUACAGUAAUCGCUUUAAUAAGUGUAAAUGAUCCCGAUUCUGACAAUAAUGGGAAAGUCACUUGUGUGAUAAACGGAAAUAUCCCCUUUAACAUUAAAGUUACUUCGAAUAAUUUCUAUAGCUUGGUGACAGACAGUGAUUUAGACAGAGAGAGAGCCUCCGAAUAUAAUAUCACAGUGACCUGCUCUGAUGAAGGAGUGCCCUCCCUCUCCAGCAGCGUCACUCUCACCUUACAGAUCUCAGAUGUGAAUGACAACGCACCUGUCUUUGAGAGGAGCUCAUAUGAGGCCUACAUUGUAGAAAACAACACACCAGGCCUCUCUAUAUUCACAGUGAAAGCCAGAGACGCUGACUGGAACCAGAAUGCCCGUGUUUCUUACAUACUUGAGGACUCCUCUGUUAAUGGAGUGCCAGUCUCCUCAUAUGUGUCCGUUAGUGCUGAUAGUGGAGUCAUCCACGCAGUGCGCUCUUUUGACUAUGAGCAGAUCAAAGAUUUUCAGUUCCAUGUUAAAGCUCAGGAUGGAGGCUCUCCUCCACUCAGUAGCAACGUAACAGUGAAAAUCGUGAUCCAGGACCAGAACGACAACCCUCCUCAGGUUCUGUAUCCAGUCCAGACUGGUGGCUCUCUGGUGGCUGAGAUGGUUCCUCGUUCAGCAGAUGUGGGCUAUCUGGUGACUAAAGUGGUGGCUGUUGAUGUGGACUCUGGACAGAAUGCCUGGCUCUCCUAUAAACUACAGAAAGCCACAGACAGGGCGCUGUUUGAAGUGGGCUUACAGAAUGGAGAAAUCAGAACUAUCCGCCAAGUGACUGAUAAAGAUGCUGUGAAACAAAGACUGACUGUUAUAGUGGAGGACAACGGCCAGCCCUCACGUUCAGCUACAGUCAUUCUUAACGUGGCGGUGGCGGACAGCUUCCCUGAAGUGCUGUCGGAGUUCACUGACUUUCCACAUGACAAGGAGUACAAUGAUAACCUGACUUUUUACUUAGUGUUGGCUCUGGCUGUAGUUUCCUUCCUCUUCAUCACGUGUGUAGUGGUUAUCAUAUCAGUGAAGAUCUACAGGUGGAGACAGUCUCGCAUCCUGUAUCACUCCAACCUUCCUGUGAUUCCAUAUUAUCCACCACGUUACUCAGACACUUUGGGGACAGGGACUCUCCAACACGUGUAUAAUUACGAGGUGUGUAGGACAACUGACUCCAGAAAGAGUGACUGUAAGUUCGGCAGAGCUGGUAGUCAGAACGUGUUGAUAAUGGACCCCAGUUCUACAGGGACAAUGCAACGGAUGCAGACUGAGAAGAGCAUCCUGGAUGAACCAGACUCUCCUCUAGAGGUGAGAUUGUCUUGGUGACAUUAAAUUCUUCAACUUAUGACAUUAUGGCAUGCUUGUUGUGCUGCCUUGGAGAUGACUUAUACUUUGCCCAAUUUGUGUUUUGUUUUUGUUAUGCUGAUGGAUACUUCUAUGGAGCAGGGAUUUGUGGAAAGUUGUAUUUCUGGAUUUAUAUGAUCUUUACUCUCGAAAAAAUGUUUCAUUCUUCUCAUAAACCUUCAGAUCUUGUUUACAGCCAUCAGCUGCUCACUUGGGUUGUCAUUGAGUCAAUCCUAUAACCUGUACGGUACUGAGAUAUUUAAAAAUUUAUAUAGAAUUUUACUGCUGCUUCAACUUCUACCAAUGAUAAUGAAAAAAUAACAGUAACUAUAAUAAAAGUAAUAAUAAUUUCCUUCAAAUGUAACCCCCCUUACUUUAAGAUCUUGCACACAAUGAAACAGACACUAACCACCUUCCAUCUUGUUCAUGGAAAACUACUCGCAGAAACCGAAUGUUGCUCUCUUUUGUUGAAUAUAUCCUUAGCACAGUGUUGGAAAUUUUAUUCAAUCAGACGCUGCUCUAGAGGUUUGACUUUUACAUCAUACGAGUUCUUAUCCUUUUACAACUUGUUAAAAUUACAUGAAUUAAAUUGAUGUUCUUUAGUCCAUCUUGUUACAUUUCAGCACCUGAGACAGUGACAGAGUUGGUCUUUGAAAGUGUUUUUGCUUUUUUGUUUUUUUGUUCACUGAUUCUACCAAUUACAUGUUCUAUAUUGUUUUCCAUUCGUGUGGGAAAAUAUAUGCAUGCAAUAAUCGCCUUAUAGUAUAUUUAUAAAUGCAAUCCCGGUACCUUUAACAACAUAACAUACCUGCAUACCAUUUUAUCGCCUUGCGUCAAUGUCAUUGGAUCAACAGCAAAUACUGUCAUUUUUAAAACAAUUUCCUGCAGUUUCGCACCAUGUACUCUUAGUGACGCUGUAGUCCACUAUGUUCCUCUGCAAGAGGAUAUUGUCAACAGUGGGCUACCUCCCAAUCUUAAAACGCCAACGAAGAGAGAGGCAUUUUCUAUAAAGCACACGACGCGCUAGAGCCGGGACAAAACACAUCAUCUUGCAUGGACUAUUUUCUUUGUCGUGGAAUAUAUUCUGAUUGUCUGCCACCUGGAGUUGAUACUGAUUGGCUUUAUUUUGUAGUGAAACGUUGUUUUCUGCGUCUAAGGUAGCAUCG